Molecule: messenger RNA, 1479 nt
Organism: Eucalyptus grandis
Lineage: Eukaryota; Viridiplantae; Streptophyta; Magnoliopsida; Myrtales; Myrtaceae
Product: heavy metal-associated isoprenylated plant protein 3
Exons: 5
Coding region: 16-1143 (375 amino acids)
Molecular function (GO): metal ion binding
Source: RefSeq, a predicted model, not a curated record
GCACGAGCCAGGGCCAUGCCCAUCCAUCCGACUGCCAUCGCCACUUCCGUCGCAACUACUCCCCCCUUUCGCAAACCAAAAUGCUCGCUCGCUCGCUAUAAAAAUCACCCCCGCACUGAAUCCACCGGUACUUCCUCCUCCCUCGAUCCCCCGAUUCUAUCUUCCGAGUCACGCUCGUCCGCUCGUCCGCAGGCGAAACCCGAGUCUCCCCGAAUGGGCAAGAAGAAGGGCAACAAGGGAGGUGGCGACGCGAAGCAGGAGGCGAAGAGCAAAGGAGGGGAGGUGGAGAACAAGAAGAAGGAAGGCGAGGAUGGCUUCACGGUGGUCCUGAAGAUGGACAUGCACUGCGGGGGUUGCGCCGACAAGAUCGUCAAAAGGGCCAAGAAUGUCAAGGGGGUGGAGAAGGCGAAGGCAGAGUGGGAGGCGAACAAGCUGACGGUGCGGGGGGAGAUGGACCCGUGGGAGCUUCGGGAGGAGCUGGAGGGGAAGACGAAGAAGAAGGUGGAGGUGGUGUCGCCUCAGCUGCCCAAGAAGGACAAGGACAAGGACAAGGACAGCAAAUCGUCGGCAUCUCCGGACGGCAACAACAAGAAGGCCAAAGAUAAAAAGGCCGAGGACAAGAAACCCAAAGAGCCUCCGGUGAGCACGGCGGUUCUGAAGCUGGAAUUGCACUGCGCGGGGUGCAUCGACAAGAUUUACAAAACCGCCACGAAAGUCAAAGGAGUACAAAACAUUCAAUUUGACAAGGAGAAGGAUUUGGUCGCGGUGACGGGCACGAUGGACGCGAAGGCCCUCAUGGAGAGUUUGAAGGAGAAGAUGAAGAGGCCGGUCGAAGCCGUCCAACCGAAGAAAGACAAGGAUGGAGGAGGAGGCGGCGGCGGCGGCGGCAGCGGGGGCGAGGGUGGAGGAAAGAAGAACAAGAAAGGCGGAGGGAAUGCGGGUAAGGAAGGAGGGGAUGACGGCGGCCAUGAUGGGGUGGAGGAGAGCUAUGGCAUACCUGGAGAGUAUUUCGGAGGGAGCAGAAUGGAGUACUACGGAUUACCGCCUGGUUACGGCUACAAUUACGCGUAUAUGUAUGGGAACCACUUGCACGCGCCUCAGAUGUUCAGCGACGAGAACCCGAAUGCAUGUCACAUCAUGUGAUGUCCUUGAAUCGAAUUAUGAUGUCACUCGAGCUAGUGCUUAUCAUACAUGUGAUAUGUUUGGAAGCAGGUAUUUGGAAAUUACUGUAUAUACGAGGAGAAUAGAGAGGCAGAGAAAUUUUAGAAAGGUAAGAUGGUGGUGGUGGGGUUGACUUUAUUAAUAUCUUUUGUGGGUAAGGGUUGACUUUUCAAGACUAGUUUUGUCAAUUAAGUUUGAUUCGGACUAUGGUUAUGGAGAAUUGAAUUUUUGUUUUUUCUUCCUUAGUUUUUGGUACCUUUUUGGCUCCUCUUUGUUCAUUCGUCUUGAAUUGGAUCUUUUCUUCGUUAGUUUUUGGUA